CUGUUUUAUGCCGAUUGUUCAUGCCCGCCCUCUCCUCGCUCAAGCGCGACCUAACGGACACGCUCCAGUCGCUCGCGAGUGAGAUUGACCGCUCCGUCGACGUUGACCAGUUCCGCAGCGUCUCCGCCGGCAUCGCGCGCCACGAGGAGAGCAUCGAGAGCCUGUGCGACUCGCUCGCCGUCUUUGAGGAGACAUGCUCGGCACUCACCACGCCCCUCUCGUCGGUCGCCGAGCGGAUCGGCGCCAAGCUGGACGAGCGCGCCAAGCUCAACGAGCAGCGCGAGCGGCUCCGCCUCCUCCAGAGGCUGGCGCAGACGCUGCACCACCUCGAGUCGCUGCUCGACCGGCCGCCGGCGCCGGAGGGCGCGGGAGCGGCCGAGGCGCUCGACGACCUGCUUCGCGCGGCGCGCGAGAUGGGACGGCUGCGCAUCCUGCGAGAGCGAGGCGCCGAGCAGAAGCUCAGGGCGGUCCGCCCCGGACUCGAGCGGUGGGAGCGCGUGCGCAAGACGCUGCUCCGCCAGCUGACUGAUUCACUGCACGCGGCCCUCGCGGCGGGCGACGAGGCGCGCGCGGCACGGGUCGUCCUCGGCUUUGCUGACGCCGAUGCCUCUGCUGAGGCGACGCACUGGCUCCGCUCGGAGUGGGUCGCUCCGCGGCUCGUCCCGCAGCUGAAGGGCGCGGUGGCGAGAGGGACCGAGAGGGACGCGUUGCCGCGGAUCUGCGCCGAGGCCAAGCUCGAGGCGCUGCUGCAGACGCCCGCCGAGCGGCACUACUUUCGGUGCCACCCGGCCGGCGCAGACCUGAUGCGCCGCUUCAACCUGCCCAUCUACUUUCAGCUGCGCGCUGCGACCGCCACUUGCAGCACAGCGCUGCAUGUGACUGCAGCGGUCUCAGUGCUCGCUGCAGGCGCGGCCGUGCUUGCGCAGCUCGGCGGCACUUGCACGGCGCAGCUCGCGCCGGCCCGCGCCAUCCCGGCCCUCUACCGCUUGACCGGCCGCCCGCUGCCGACGGCGGCGUCGCUCUUCAUGCCCGAGGUGACGAGGCCGCUGCGCGACCUGCUUCACCACCAGGCAGGCGAGCGGCUCGGCGAGGCGGCGCGGCGCGAAUGGGCGGCCGAGGUGGGGGGCGUGGUCUGCCGCCACUUUCUGCAGCUGGCGACGUCGAUGCUCGACGGUGUGCGCAAGGACGAGGAGGCGCGGCGUCGGUACGCGAGGAAGGCCGACGCGGCGUCCUCCACGACCGACGCGGACAAGGUGUGCGUCCAGCUUUUUCUCGACGUCGAGGCGCUCGGCGCGCAGCUGCGCGAGGUGGGCGUCGACGCGCCGCGCCUCGCCGACUACUGCGCGCUGCGCGACGCGGUGCGCCCGGACCUGACGCUCAUGGAGAGCAUCGGAGGGGCCGCGUGAGCUUGGCGAGAGCCAGGAAGUAAAGAACCCACAGAUCGCCCAAUGGAGGAGAGUGUGAGUGAGCGCGAGUCGAGUGCAGUCUGUGCACUGUGGCCGCCUGCUGCUCUGGGGUCUGGCCAGUGGCCUGCUGGUGCCUGCUCUCGAUGCUCGCCGUCGCCAGCUGCGAGCUGGGCAGCUCGUUUUAUCUCUAUUUGCGGGGGAAAG
This is a messenger RNA of Emiliania huxleyi CCMP1516, 1610 nucleotides long. RefSeq names its product component of oligomeric golgi complex 2 (gene COG2). Gene Ontology annotation, biological process: intra-Golgi vesicle-mediated transport; protein transport; Golgi organization. The record is from RefSeq and is a predicted model, not a curated record. Gene Ontology annotation, cellular component: membrane; COG complex. Lineage: Eukaryota; Haptophyta; Isochrysidales; Noelaerhabdaceae. The transcript is spliced from 8 exons. Bases 21 to 1406 code for a protein of 461 amino acids.